Molecule: messenger RNA, 939 nt
Organism: Cuscuta campestris
Lineage: Eukaryota; Viridiplantae; Streptophyta; Magnoliopsida; Solanales; Convolvulaceae
Source: the annotation of a GenBank genome assembly
GAUCUGGACGGAUUAGGGUGUUACACAUCCUCCUCAAAAUCCUCAAAGAAAAUGUCAUCUCAGUCUUUAACAAAGAUAAACAAGUCGGGGUUUAUGAAUGCACUCUCCUAUAUUGGCUCCUCACUCACAAGAAAAUCAAUCUCCCUACCAUCAUCCUUAAACACAUGCACGAAUGCUCCGGUCGCCUAAACAAACCCUAUGGCAUACUACUUACCCACAUCUUUUCCAAAAGGGAAAUUCUUGAGGUGCGCCCUUCUCGUGUCCGUUAUCUUGACGCGGAGUGCCUUGGCUAUAGUGGCCUCGUAAAGAUUGGAGCGGAGUAUUACAUGAAGAAAGAGUUCCAGAAUCUUGAUGAGGCGACACGAGCGGAGUAUGGUCCUCGGCGUUCCAUGUCAUCUUUGCCUUCCACUUCACGAGCACCCCAAGCCGAAGCUGAAGAAAAUGCCAACACGGAAGUCCCCGUUCGUGCUCCACGGGUCAAACGCUCAAAGUCGGCGUCUCAUGCUUCCUCGGCCUCUCUCAUGCAUCGUCACUCUCACAUGGUUUCAACUUCCAAAAAUCCCUUUAAGAAGUUCAAGAAAUUCAUCCUCAAGACCGUAGUGGCUCCGAUGAGGAAACUUUAAGAAAGCCUCGAUGACCUCUCGGAUCGGAUGAAGAAGAUGGAGGAUCCCUUGUUCUUAUUUUUCUUACACUUUUGAGUAAAAAGCUUUCAUCUUUUUUGUAACACCCCAACCCGCGUAACCCAAACUCGUGAGAUAGCGGACCGGUGUGCCACUGGAUUGGUAUCCGAAUAUACAACAUUUUCAAAACAAUUUUAAACAAACGUUCUUUCAAUGCAUAUAAAAAUCCAUCGGAGUAAUUUAAAAUAAUGCGGAAGCCUUUUUAAAGUCAAACAACUUGGGAUCUUGCCCGAAAACGUAAUAAGCAUUAAAGUUAAUU